Messenger RNA from Lotus japonicus, 1698 nucleotides. Its product is annotated as mitogen-activated protein kinase kinase 4-like. The record is from RefSeq and is a predicted model, not a curated record. Bases 424 to 1545 code for a protein of 373 amino acids. The transcript has a single exon. NCBI's taxonomy places the organism in Eukaryota, Viridiplantae, Streptophyta, Magnoliopsida, Fabales, Fabaceae. Gene Ontology annotation, molecular function: protein serine/threonine kinase activity; ATP binding. Gene Ontology annotation, cellular component: cytoplasm. Gene Ontology annotation, biological process: protein phosphorylation.
UGCUACCCCUCAAUUGGUCCACGUUCCCCACGGGCCAUGGAGGCGCGUGGACCCCAUUCCCCGAUUUCCUCUUUUGAUUCCAAGUAACUCUUGUUUAUUUUCUUUCUUUCUUUCUUUCUUUCUCAAAUACAAAUACAAGAAACCUCUCUUCAUUUUCCCCCUUCCUCUGGCAAACAAACAAACAACAAAUCCUCCUUCAAUUCUCGUUUCGCUUCUCACACUUCCUCGAACCUUCUCUUCCUCACUCCCCCACUUGAUUUUCUUUUUCCUUUUCCUUUUCCUUUUCCAUGGAGAUACCCUAGAUUUUGAUUUUCAUAUCAUAUCAUAUAAUAUAAACUCUCCUUCUCUUUAUUCAUUCCAUUAUUUUUAUUUCAAUUCAACCAUCAUUCUCAUCCAUUUUCUCUAAGACACAAAAGAAAUGAGAUGAGGCCGAUUCAACUACCACCGCCCUCCACCUCCGCCACCGGUUCCCCCGGCGCUGCCGCUAACAACAACAUCAACCGAGACCAGCGUCCUCAGAGGCGCCGGAAGGACCAUCUCACCUUACCGCUACCCCAGCGUGACACCAACCUAGCGGUGCCGCUUCCGCUGCCUCCGUCAGGAGGCAGCGGCGGCAGCGGAGGAAGUGGAGGAAGCGGAGGAGGAGGAGGUUUGUCGCAGCUACAGCAGCAACUGGUGAUCCCGUUCUCGGAGCUCGAGAGGCUCAACCGCAUCGGGAGCGGUAGCGGCGGGACGGUUUACAAGGUGGUUCACCGCACCACCGGCCGAGUCUACGCGCUCAAGGUGAUAUACGGCCACCACGAGGAGUCCGUGCGGCGGCAGAUCCACCGCGAGAUCCAGAUCUUGAGGGACGUCGACGAUGUCAACGUGGUGAAGUGCCAUGAGAUGUACGACCACAACGCGGAAAUCCAGGUUCUGCUGGAGUUCAUGGAUGGAGGAUCCUUGGAAGGAAAGCACAUCCCGCAGGAGCAGCAGCUCGCCGACGUCGCGCGCCAGAUCCUCCGUGGGCUGGCGUAUCUCCACCGCCGCCACAUCGUCCACCGUGACAUCAAGCCGUCGAACCUCCUCAUCAACUCGAGGAAGCAGGUCAAGAUCGCCGACUUCGGGGUUGGCCGGAUCCUCAAUCAAACCAUGGAUCCGUGCAAUUCCUCGGUGGGGACGAUCGCGUACAUGAGCCCGGAGAGGAUAAACACCGAUAUCAACGACGGCCAGUACGAUGCCUACGCCGGCGACAUAUGGAGCUUUGGGGUGAGCAUAUUGGAGUUCUACAUGGGAAGGUUUCCGUUCGCGGUUGGGAGGCAGGGUGAUUGGGCUAGCUUGAUGUGUGCGAUUUGUAUGUCUCAGCCGCCGGAGGCGCCGCCCACGGCGUCGCUGGAGUUCAGGGAUUUCAUUGGCCGGUGCUUGCAGAGGGACCCUUCUCGCCGGUUGUCAGCUUCCAGAUUGCUUGCUCACCCUUUUCUGGCUCAGUCCAGCCCUCACAACAACCAGCCUCCUCCAAAUCUUCAUCAACUUCUUCCUCCUCCACCCAGGUCUCUUUCUUCAUAGUCAAACAAAUUAUUGUAAUAUUUUUUCUAUUUUAUAAAACUAAAUCAAUGCUUGCUCUCUCUCUCUCUUUACCCAUAACAUGAGGAGCAAUUGAACCCUUUAUCUUUAUGUAUGAAAAUUGUAAACCCAAUCCUUCAAACUAUGUGUUUUUCA